CUUGCGCCGAGGUAAUUAGCUUUCCUUUUCCACGAGUGAAUGUUAACUCCAAUAAAAUGCCUUAAACAGUUUAGGCGUGUUCCCAGUCCGACGGACGACUGACGAGAGUCUGCCUUGCGCUCAGGCCUGGAAACCAGACAGCACGAUGAAUACUUCUUAGCAAGCUCGUGGCACACCUAGAUCUUAAAAACUUUUAGUUGGCAGCGCCUUGGUUAGAUGUGUACUUUGCUUGCGACCAUGCAUGGCAUACCAUUGAGGCGCUUAGCGGGGGCGACAACAUGCCUUUUGGCCGAAAUACUACUGACAUAUAUAUUUGCAGCUGACGCCGCUAAGACGCUUCAGUUUCCGCGACCGUUGUCUGCUGCCGUCUGCCCAUCGUUUGCGCGCUACACUCGCCUACACCGCUCAGCUCUAAACCAGCACGACCAUGGCCGACACCCCAGUACCAUACCUCGGAGGCCCGAUAACAGCCGCUCGCACCACCUCCGGCAACGCCUACAUGACUAUACUGGGCUUGGCACCCCCCAAUCCUCGGCCAUGGAUGCUCCUCCGCGCGACAGCAGUUCCAACCCACUUGCCCAUAGCAGCACAAAAUCCUCUUUGCAAAGCAAUAAUAACAAUAACGACAAGGAAAGAAUCAACACCAUCACUACAAGUCACCGCCUUUCUCGCAGCCUGUCCUCAAUAUCCCGACCGAGACAUGUCCAUUUCCAGCCCCCAACCCGCCCCUCCAACCGCACCCGCUGGCUGGUCACUGCCGACCCAGACGGCCUAGCAGACCGCCUAGUAAACGCCGUCUCCUCCUUCUACUUCGCACUCCUCACUGAUCGAGUCCUCUGCAUUCUACCAGCCGACGACUCCCAACCCGGCCUCCAAGCCACAUUCUCCGCCCCAAACAUCGAUUGGACAUGCGGGCUAGGCGCUGCCGGCGGCGGCGGCGCAGCCGCCGCCGGCGGCCCCUCCUUGUCGGGUCCUGACACGGCCUUUUGGGACCCCACGGAAGACGACGCCUGGCUGGAUCCAGGCUUCCCCGUGUACGGCACCUUCGUACGGUCGCACCUUGGGUCGGUGGGUCCGCAUGCGGCAAGCACGCUGGUGCUGCGCAUGCAUCGGGGGCUCAGCGUGGCGCUGUUCAACAACCCGCACCACAGGCAGCAGCUGGAGUCGCUGGGUCUGCGUCCUGACACCGCAUUCGGCUGCGCGGUGCACUACCUGUUCGGUCUCAACGCAGCCACCCGGGCGCUGGCAGCAGCCGAACCGGAGCUGCAUGCGAUGAUGGUGGACGAGCGGGUAAUCAAGAUCGGGAUCCAGAUCCGAUUGGGUGACGAGCGGAUCUUGCAGCAGAUUGAGAAGGGAGGUGCGGAGACGCCUCUGCCCCCCGCGUCCCGCAGGGUGGUGGAGGGCUACUUGGCGUGCGCGGAGCGGCUGGCCGCCAGCGUGCAGCUGCUCAGCGGGCCGCAGCAGCCGCCACCCGGGGAGGAGAAGCAGCAGGGGGAGCAGCUGCAGCAGCAGGGGACCCCUGCGCCCCCGCCCCCCGCCGCUCCGCCCCUGCGCAUCUACUUCUACCUCAUGACUGACACGCUUGCUGUACGACAACUUGCCAGGGAGAGGUUCGGCCCCCGCCUGCUGCUGCUGCGCACCCCCUCCGUUCAGUUCUACCGCAACGUCACCCCGGCCGGGCUGCGGGCCACUGCGCUGGAGCACUGGUACCUGUCCCGCUGCCACCACCACAUUAUCACGGCGCACAGCGGCAUCGGGCGUACGGCAGCGUUCGCGGGGCUGCGACCGGGUCCCAGUGUGUUUAGCAUGGAGGUGGCGGAGGGG
Molecule: messenger RNA, 1824 nt
Organism: Astrephomene gubernaculifera
Lineage: Eukaryota; Viridiplantae; Chlorophyta; Chlorophyceae; Chlamydomonadales; Astrephomenaceae
Source: the annotation of a GenBank genome assembly